UUCUCCCGCUUAGGCUGCUCCCUGGUUACAGUUGCAAGUGUGAUGGGUCUAUAGUUAGCCAGAUCCGUUUUGUCCUUUAUCAACGGCACUACAACAGUUCUCAUAAGACCCUCUGUUUCAGAAUGGGUGGUCACAGUCAUGGCCAUGGAGAACCUUACCAAAUCCCGGACUAUAAAACGUUUAAAGUAGAAGGAAUAAAACAGCUAGAAGACCUUCAGGUUGCACUCGCUAAGAAAUGUCUGAAGGACCCUUGGAUCAGGAAUGAGGUUUGGCGGUAUCACCCAGGAUUCGGCACGCGUGCAUCGCGUGCGCGCGUACUAUUCACUCGUGGCAUGCCACUUGGUCUUGGUCUCGCCAUGGUGUCUACAAUCAUCUAUAAAGCUUUACCAGAUGGUCAUGGUCAUGGUGACCAUGAACAUGGUGACAGUGGUCACUAAAGCUGUUAAUUAUAUAUUAGAAAUUUAGUUUAUUGGUUUAUACUACGUUUUGAGUUUUCACCCCUUAAAUUUCAGACAAGAUCAGGUGCUCCUUGAGACAUAAUGUAAUUUAAAUAAAAGUUUUAAGUUAACAUUCAGUUUCACUUUAUGGCCAAUAUAGCAAAUAAUAUCACUAUUUAUACAUGAAACAGUGGUUUUUGGAAUGUCCUUGAAAUCAUAACAAAUUCUUGUAGUUGGCACACUAGUGAUGAAAGAGACUCAGUCUUUUAAGGUGUUUUAAAAAACCUCGACUAAUUUUCAACUCCUCACGACUAGUCUAGUCUCUUAACCCUCAAGUCUCGAGUCAUAAGACUAAAACUGAAGACUAAUAUGAGUCAAAGUCUUUUAACCCUAGGAAGCUUAAAAGACAUAGGACUGAAACGACUGAAAUGACGUGCGCCUCAUAACCUCGGGAGUCGCGAAUCAUGAGCUGUAUGGUGUGAUUUUAUUUCUACACACAAAGUAUUUAUUUUACAAUUUUUAUUAUAAGUAAAUAAACGUGAUUAUUUACUAUAUACUACUUACGUCAUUUUUAUUUAUAAACUUCGGGUUUAAUAAGA
Molecule: messenger RNA, 1036 nt
Organism: Hyposmocoma kahamanoa
Lineage: Eukaryota; Metazoa; Arthropoda; Insecta; Lepidoptera; Cosmopterigidae
Gene: ND-B12
Product: NADH dehydrogenase [ubiquinone] 1 beta subcomplex subunit 3
Exons: 4
Coding region: 123-437 (104 amino acids)
Biological process (GO): mitochondrial respiratory chain complex I assembly; electron transport chain
Cellular component (GO): mitochondrion
Source: RefSeq, a predicted model, not a curated record